AAAGACGCGGUGACAGGCGGCGGGAGGCGGCACACGGAGCGGACCAACCUGCAGUCCGGACUCGCGGUCCAGACCCGGACUGAGAGACCUGCCCGGACCCAUCCGGACUCACCGAGACCCGGCUGGACUUUUUGAUUCCGCAGCAGGAAACAGCGGCAGCAGGAGGACCGGGACAGCCGGAGAUGAUGGCCCAGAGUCCCCGAUGGAAGAGGCGCAAGCAGCUCAACCCCCGCAGAAAGAGCGUUCUGAACUAUGACAGUGUUCUGGAGACGACCUCAGAGACAGAUGAGGACGACCAGACGCUGCUCCGUGAUGACAGCAGCUUCACCGGAGGAGCUGGAGACGAUGAAGAGGUGGGCAGUCCAGUUGGUGUCCCCGCCCUGGAGGCGUCGCCCAGGGUCGGCCACGACCUGCUGUCCAACCGGGAGCCGGACGACUCGGAGCACCGGGGGGAGGACGAAUGUAUCGAUGAUCGCAGCAGCGAGUACGAUGCUGUGGGACCUGAGGCCUCUCUGCAGGCGGUGGAAGACAGUCCAGGGAGACGACUGGAUGGCAUCUCCGGGUUGGAUGAGUUCUUUCUGAAACGUAAGCUGGAGGAUGACGACGGUCACCAGGCAACCAUCGCUGAGUACCUGCAGCGCAGCGACACCGCCAUCAUUUACCCAGAAGCCCCGGAGGAGRUGACGCGCCUGAGCACGCCCGAGGCCGGCGGUCAGGAUGAGAGCGAACAUGAUCUGYCUUCCAGUGCCACAGACGACUUCGCCCAGCUGCUCACCUGUCCRUACUGCGAGCGCGGCUACAAGCGGCUGACGUCUUUGAAGGAGCACAUCAAGUAUCGACAUGAGAACACAGAGGAGGCCUUCACCUGCCUGCUGUGUGCAGAAACGUUCAACCAGAGAGCCCAGCUGGAGCGGCACAUGAUCACACACAAACCCACUGUGGACCAGCCACCGCUACUCAGUGAGGGAGCUGCAAACCGCAAGUUCAAGUGCAGCGAGUGUGGAAAAGCCUUCAAGUACAAGCAUCACCUGAAGGAGCAUCUCCGUAUUCACAGUGGUGAGAAGCCAUACGAAUGCUCCAACUGCAAGAAGCGCUUCUCCCACUCGGGAUCCUACAGUUCCCACAUCAGCAGCAAGAAAUGCAUCGGCCUGGUUGCCCUUAAUGGACGAGUACGCAAUGGGAACAACAGCAAACCUGGCUCUUCUCCAAACUCCACAACAUCCYCACCUGGAAGCCCCGCCUUGGCUCACCUCCGGCAAAAACUAGAGAAUGGGCGUCUCCUUGGCCUGCAAGACCAGCAGGGUCAGGUGGACAUCAAAACCGAGCCAAUGGACUUUAAUGAUUACCGGCUGCUAAUGGCUUCACARCAUGGGUUUGGGGGACCAGGCGUCUACUUAAAUGGUCAUAGUGRAAGCCCACUGGGUACCCAUGGCUCUUCACAAAGCUCCUUUCAACAACUGGGUGGCAUGGGGAUUGAUCUCUCUCUGCUAGGAUACGCUGGACCUUUCGGGAGCAGCCUAAGCGAGGUACAGAAGGUUCUCCAGAUUGUGGACAACACUGUUUGCAGGCAGAAGAUAGAUGGAAACCCAGAGGAGCUGUCCAAGCUUAGAGCCUAUAUGAAGGAGUUGGGUGCCCAGAUGGAGGCACAGGCCAGCUUUCAGGCAGGCAACAGUCCUACCAAGAGCAUCAUUGACUACACGCUGGAGAAGGUCAAUGAGGCCAAGAACCUUAUCAAUGACUCCAAGAUGCAAGUGGAUGUUAAGAAAGAGAAACCAAACCAAUCAGUUGAUCUCAGCAGCGAAGAAAAGUUCUCUGAUGGACAGAACCCAUUCCUGACAUUUACUUGCCAAUACUGCAAGGAGACCUUCCCUGGACCCAUCCCACUUCACCAACAUGAGCGCUACAUGUGUAAAAUGAAUGAGGACAUCAAAGCAGUCCUGCAGCAUCCAGAGGGCAGUCCUGUUGGCUGCAGGGGGCUGAGGGUUGAUGAACUGUCCCGUACUGAGAGGCCCCACAGCCCCACCAACCUUUUCAAGGACCACAUGUCAGUGUUAAAGGCUUACUUUGCCAUGAAUGCUGACCCCAACUCYGAGGAACUGCUCAAGAUUUCCCUUGCUGUUGGCCUUCCUCAAGAACUGGUAAAAGAUUGGUUUUCACAAUGGAAAAUUCAAAACAACCACAUGGACAGUUUGAGGAAAAUGUUCCAGACUCCCGAGCGUGGAGGACCAGACCGCAGCUUGAGUCGGUCUCCAGUGUCUCUUCCUGUUAUAGAUUUACACAAUGGCUGUAUUAACACAGAUCCCACUCACAGACUCACAAAGAUCAAUCAGUUUACAGCCAACAAGCAGACAAAGGGGGACAAACCACUAGAUCCUGCUGAUCCCUUGAGGAGCAACACUUCGUCACCUCUWAACCUGUCUUCCACCUCGUCAAAACACUCCCAAAGUAGCUCUUACACUCCAAACAGCCUCACGUCUGAGGAUGCUCAUGGAGAUACUCCUCUAGAUUUGUCGCUGCCCAAACACAUGGCACCAAAGCGACCAAAGCCAAAUGGCUUUAUCACMGAGCACAACGGCGAGGUGUCGGUACGUGAACAGGGUUCUGGAUCUCUAGGGCUGGUAAAGAUCAAGAAGGAGUUCUUGGGCUCGGACAGUGGUGGGAGCUCUAUCCAUCAGCUGGAGAAAAGCACCAGUCCAAUUUUUGGGAUUAAUCCCUUUGCUGGUGGUCCUGUGUACACCUCCUUGCCACCCCAUGGAGCUUUUCCUCCACCCACCUUCAUAAGUCCUGCUCAGGCCACCAUCCCKGGCCUCAGGCCCUACGCCGGUCUUGACCCCAUGAGCUUCCUGCCCCACAUGGCCUACACCUAYGCCACAGGGGCUGCAACAUUUGCAGAAAUGCAGCAGAGAAGAAAGUACCAACGGAAAGCAGGUUUCCAGGGGGAGCUGCUGGACGGGACGGCGGACUAUCUGUCAGGCCUGGACGACCUGACAGACAGCGAUUCGCUGCUCUCCAGGAAGAAGAUUAAGAAGACUGAAAGUGGUAUGUACGCGUGUGACUURUGCGACAAAACAUUCCAGAAGACCAGUUCCCUCCUAAGACACAAAUAUGAGCACACAGGUAAACGUCCACAUCAGUGUCAGAUCUGUAAGAAGGCCUUCAAACACAAACACCACCUCAUCGAGCAUUCACGUCUGCACUCAGGGGAGAAACCCUACCAGUGCGACAAGUGUGGGAAGCGUUUCUCYCAUUCCGGUUCGUACUCACAGCACAUGAACCAUCGCUACUCCUACUGCAAGAGGGAGGCUGAGGAGCGCGAGGCRGCCGAGAGGGAGGCCAAGGUUGGAGGGCUGGCUGGAGGACUGGAGCCCACCGAGUUGCUGAUGAGAAGGGCUUAUUUGCAAGGCUUGGGGCCUCUCGGAUACUCUGAUCCAGAGGAACAGCCGGAGGACGGCGGUGGUACCAUCUUAAGGGACGGAAGAGAGGGAGGAGGACAGGAGGUGGGAAGAGUGGACAAUAAGAUGUACGAGGAGGUGACAGAUGGACAGGAGGCAAGUUUCAGGAACAGAGAGGAGGAGGGUGACAGCAGGAGCCAGAUGGACUCAAUGAUGGAUGAAGGGGGCAAAGACUCAGCACAGCUGAUGGACACUUGUUCACGAGAAGGGAAGACAGACGGAACGUUGGAGCAGGAGGACUGAUGGAGGAAAGAGAACCGGGAAGAUGAAGAUUUGUUUGUGAGAUCUAGAUUCUGCUUCAUGGUGAAGGAUAACAGAGUGUCUGAUUGGCUGGGAGGAUGUUUUAAAGUUUGUGCUAUUCAUCAAACUACCUUAUAAGGUCAGAAAGUGAUGUCAUGAGGGUGUGGUUUACCUGGGACACYUGUUACCUGUAUGACAACAUACAGAAUUUUAAGGCUACGACUCAGUUAAUUUUGUUGUUUUUUUAAAAACAAAAACAUUCUAAGCUCUGGUUUAUCACAUUCAGUCCAUUUUUUCUAAAAUCUAACUUUUAUCUUUUGAUUUGUCCCGACUUGUUGUGAGUUUUGAAACCUUAAAAGAAAAAAAACAUUGUAACCCCUGGUAUUUGAAUUCUGGAAUCCUAGUUUAUUUCACUGGAUUGUAAAGUUAUUUAAUCCAUUUUGGAAUUAAAUAAAUAAAUAGUCAUGUUAAAUGAUMAAAUUUUGUAUACAACUCAAUUUAUUUCUUAAGUAUUUUCUCUGUGGGACUACUAAGCAGCCCAUGGUCGGUUUGAAGUGUCAAACAGAUCCUUUUGGUACCCAAACAUAAGUUUUAGCUCUAACUUAUGAUUAAGUUUGGUAAUUACRUAAACGCAAAGGGGGAAAGAAAAUUACUAAGCUUGCCACUUCRUAGCUUGUUAGCUAGCUAACUGCUGUCUUGUUAGCUUACAACCGUUAGCUGAUUAACUGUUCAGCUAGCUACUUGCAAUUUUUUUGGCUUGUUCCGUCAACCACUAAAAUCUUUUUCUUUUCUUUUCUUUUUUUUCCCAUAAAUUAAGCUACUCUCCUCAGAGUUGAACCAGAACUUUACAUUUCUGUUUUUUUGUUGGAGGAAGAAGCUGUAGAAUCUGUUGGACUGAACCUGGUAAAUUAGAAAUGUUUAACAUGUAGAGCCGAAGUUCGAGGUGUCUUGAUGAAUGAAGUGUCCAUUUUAGCCUGAAUAAGAGAGAACAAAGUUUUUGAUCAGUAAAUGUUAACCCCUUAUAAAAGUAAACCAACCUUAACCAUCAGGUGUGCAGGAGGACCAGAGACCUGAAUCAUGAAGCAGGACCGACUGGUUUAAAAUCCAUGUUAUGCAAAAUAAGAAGAAAAUAAAAAGAAAUAAUUAUUAUUAUUCUAAUAAACUAAGUGAAGCGCUUGUUAAUGUACAGUAUUAUAAAGGCCUGAAAGCUGUGUGGUGCUCUGAUGUUCCUAACCUCUGUGUCUUGUUGUGUUCGAUAAAACCACUUCAGGAAAUUGCACUUGGCUCCCUGAAUCACUACAAAAUAAUGAAAAAAUAUUAUUAAAAAAUUAAAUUGGGAAGCCUGGAACACUCUGUCACGUUCUGUCCGUGUUAAUGUUGUUAUUCUGUCUCCUUUUAAUGUGACUUUUUUUUUAUAUAUAUAUUUUUAUCCRACUUUAUUAUUUUUGCCAACUAACCACAUAACUCCAGGCCUCCUGAGUUGUUUUUUUCUGUGAAGGAAUAAUUAAACCUGUSUGAUUUUUCAGUCUUAAAUCGGAGAGGCAGGGGUAGGAAAAUAAAGGGCUCGGCUGGAAAAAGAGGACGGAGCCUUUUGCUCCAGAGAAAGCCUUAUAUGCAAACCUUUCACCUGUCUGUUUCUAAAAAGUGCCAUCCCUGUGCAGUGACACACCUGUCCUCUCAUCCUGUCAGUAUUACCGUAGAUAGAUGCCAUUCUGUAGUUUACAACUGUUGGUGCAAUUUAUAUUGUUUUUUUUUUUCAUGACAGUACUUUUGACAGUAUUACUUUUUGAAUUUACCAACAAAAAUUUCAAUUUUUAUUUGAGAAUUUUCCAUUUUAUUUAUGUGUGUCCUUUUUAUAUUGCUGUCUUUAUUUAUUUCCUACUGUAGUGUACAGUAUUGGGGUUCCUCACAGAAAUAUAUUUUAGUAAAAUGGUUCUGUCAUCAAAUAUUGGGACAUAAAUGUUGAUCAGGUCGUAUAUUUGUUUUCUUCAUGUUUUAUUAUUUGAAACUACUGAGAAAAAAAAAUCUAAAUUUGGGGAACUUUUGAUACAACAAUUAUUGUGCAAGCACUGUAUUAAUAAAAAUCCACUUUACUCAUGCCUCUGAAGAGAGGAUGAAGAACUGAUUAUGAAGGAAGUCCUGAAAUGUCUGAAGUAUUAUGGUUUUAAUUUUUAAUUUUUCAUGUUGGAAUAAAUGUAGCCAAAAUAAAUUUUAAUAAAGCUGUGUUAUUCUUCUUGUA
Messenger RNA from Poecilia reticulata (guppy), 5931 nucleotides. RefSeq names its product zinc finger E-box-binding homeobox 2-like. The record is from RefSeq and is a predicted model, not a curated record. Lineage: Eukaryota; Metazoa; Chordata; Actinopteri; Cyprinodontiformes; Poeciliidae. Gene Ontology annotation, biological process: regulation of transcription by RNA polymerase II; anatomical structure development. Gene Ontology annotation, molecular function: RNA polymerase II cis-regulatory region sequence-specific DNA binding; DNA-binding transcription factor activity, RNA polymerase II-specific.